UAUUUUCUCUCUCUCCUCAGUCCUCAUCCAUGGCCAUCUGUUAGAAGCGUCGUGCAUAUAGCUAUACUGAAAUCUAGGGCAUUGUUGUGCUCUGCCUCGUUUUCUUCGAGACAGAGAUUUACGUAUAAUCAUAUUGUCACGUAUAAAUGUUAUAUGUGUAUAUAUAUGUUCAUAGAUUCUAUCCAUAUUUAGAUAUAUAGAUAAAUAUAUAUAUAUAGCCGUAUUUGCGCAUUGUUGGGAGAAUGCCGGCGUUAAAUUGGUUCGACAAGUUUCUCUUCUCUGCAAGCAGAGCGUGUUGUACUCCGCUCGCGAUUUUUGUUCAGAUCCAGGGAUAUGUAAUUUGCUUAGUCCUUGCCCUUGGAUGGGCUUGUGCUGCUUAUGUAAGGAAUAGAGAGAUUAAAAGGAUGAAGCAUAGGAUGAAAUGUGGCAACUGCUUUGCAUUUCUCUGUGAGGAUAUUAAUGAGCUUGAGCAUUCUAAUCAGGUCAACUUGCCAAGAGUGACUAUUGUUAUGCCUUUAAAAGGUUUUGGAGAACAUAACCUACACAACUGGAGAAGUCAGAUCACAUCUCUUUAUGGUGGUCCAUUGGAGUUUCUUUUUGUUGUAGAAAGUGAAAAAGACCCAGCUUAUAGUGCUGUAAAGCAAUUACUGGAUGAUUAUCAGGAUGAAGUUGAUGCGAAGAUUGUUGUUGCGGGUCUGUCAACAACUUGUAGCCAGAAGAUUCACAAUCAGUUGGUGGGAGUGCAGACAAUGCAUAAAGACACCAAGUAUGUAUUGUUCCUUGAUGAUGAUGUAAGGUUGCAUCCUGGUUCUAUUGGAGCACUCACUGCUGAGAUGGAAAAGAAUCCUGAGAUCUUCAUUCAGACGGGAUACCCUCUUGAUUUGCCUUCUGGAAGUCUGGGAAGCUACUGCAUUUAUGAAUAUCACAUGCCAUGUUCAAUGGGAUUUGCUACUGGUGGAAAAACAUUCUUCUUGUGGGGGGGAUGCAUGAUGAUGCAUGCAGAUGAUUUUAGAGAAGACCGCCAUGGUGUUGUUUCACAACUUCAAGAUGGGGGCUACUCAGAUGAUAUGACACUUGCAGCUAUAGCUGGGGCACAUAAAAGGCUUAUCACAUCGCCCCCUGUCGCAGUAUUUCCUCAUCCUCUAGCAACUGAUCUUACCUUUCCAAGAUACUGGAAUUAUUUAAGAAAGCAGACAUUUGUUUUGGAGUCAUACGCAACAAAUGUUAACUGGAUUAUGAACCGUGCAUUAUUUACUUCCCACUGCUAUCUGUCAUGGGGAUUUGUAGCUCCAUUUGUCAUGGCUGGAUUUCAUGUUGCUGCAGCAGUAAGACAAUAUUUGAAAGGCUAUUCUCCUGAGGAAAUUGUCAUCUCAGGCAGGGGGUUGUUACUUGCUGGCUGCCUUGCCAUAUGCACAAUAAUUGAACUCCUUUCCAUGUGGAACUUAACAAGAAUAGAGGUUCAAUUGUGCAAUCUACUGUCUCCUGAGGCUACUCCACUAUCAUUGGCUUCUUAUAACUGGUUUCUGGUAUUUAUUGCGCUGGUGGUAGACAAUUUCUUAUACCCUGUCUCUGCAUUCCGUUCACAUUGUUCUCAGUCCAUCAAUUGGUCUGGGAUUCGGUAUCAUUUAAAGGAUGGAAAGAUAAGAAAGAUUGAAAGACGCAAGGAUAUUGUUCCCAAGUUUUCAGAUUUGGGGGGCAAGAAGUUGCGAUGGAAAGGAGAGAAGGGUUCAUUUUUUCGCUUCCUCCAGAAGCGCGGCCCUUUAGCACCCGCCAAAGAAAUAUGAUGUUUAGAAAGAGGCUUAAACAACUGUAAGUUAUGUGAUUCUUUUGGUCCUUGAUUCUGUCACUCGUGGCGUGGUGAGCAAGGAAGUGCAGGAGCAAGUUAUUAUUAUUAUUAUUAUUAUUCUUAAUUUAUUAUUAUUAUUACUAUUAUUAUUGUGGAACUAUUUUUGAGCUUUAGGGUUCAGCAGCAAUAGGAUUAGAGAUGGUUGGUUAUAGUGUGGCGAUUAGAUUCAUCGAUUGAUUGAAUUCCAAACCUCACGUUGUUGGGCUGAUUAUUUAGAUGUAAUUUAGUCUGUGUUCAAAAUUCAAAACAUCGAUGUAAUUUUAGUAGACUUUUGAAUUCUAUUUAAAAAAAAUGAUUGAUUGAAAA
Ipomoea triloba (trilobed morning glory) is the source of this 2152-nucleotide messenger RNA. RefSeq lists its product as uncharacterized. Gene Ontology annotation, cellular component: membrane. The coding region runs from base 243 to 1784 and encodes 513 amino acids. Gene Ontology annotation, molecular function: ceramide glucosyltransferase activity. Gene Ontology annotation, biological process: glucosylceramide biosynthetic process. The transcript is spliced from 14 exons. The record is from RefSeq and is a predicted model, not a curated record. Lineage: Eukaryota; Viridiplantae; Streptophyta; Magnoliopsida; Solanales; Convolvulaceae.